GGAACAGGAGAAAAAGAAUCCGAACCUGAAAAGAAAAGGUCGCGCUGCAAUCGGAAUAUUAAGCAGGCGAAACCCGGCGAGAGAUCGGCCUCCACAUCUGGCGUUCUAGCGGAGCCCAUGCCCGACAUUGUUGACCAAAGCGUUCCGGUUGUUGCAGAUGAGCAAGUAAACAGUUCAGCGGGGCCAUCAUCGAAAGUACCGCUACCACGAUAUCAUCCAGCAGAUUCUCCACCAAACGGACAUGAUUUUGGUGGUCCUUCAAAAAUGGUAAGCGUACCAGCUGAUGGCGGAUUCCGACAGAAUACACCGCAAUGCCCGAAACCAACUUCUGACAGUGAUGAUUCUUCCUGCACAAGUACGGAAGAGUUGUUCGCCGGCUUUCAAGAAAAGGAAUCGCGUCUGGCCUUGGAAGCCAUAAUAAAGGAACAGCAGGAUUCGAUCGAUAAGAUGGCAGCGGACUCCGAGGCGCUACAGAAGGAAAAUGCGAAACUGCGGGCCCUUAAUAUGAUGCUUCAGGAGUCCCUGGUUCAGAAACACGACAAUGUUUCAUUCACGGAUGUCAAAGGAUAUCCUAACAGAGAAUGGCUUCUGAGUGUGUCGCAGAAUUCCGAGGACAGCGACUAUUUGUUCACAAAGGAGUUGCUGUUCCGAUUGUUCCCACAAGGAGUGGGCAACGCGACACCUUCCGGAAGGCCAUCAAACAACCCAAAAGGCCGAAACAAACUCGAAGGAAGCAGGAAGUUGGUUGUGCAACCGACUAAGCUUGACCCGGAAAAGGUGGCGUACAUGAAAGAUCGCCUUUUCGAAAGACGCCGAAUCCUCCAGGAUCCCGUAGGGAUUGCUCUGGAGAAGUCAAAAAUGAUCAAUAAGCAUAUUGCGAAUGUUAUCGCAAAUAAUCCGACAUUGCGCAAGAUUUCUAAGUAGCUGAAGUCAGGUGGAGUGUUAUGGCAGGAUUCCAACGUCAAUGUAGCACUUCACUGAAUGAGAUUUUUUUUUACUUUUUAACAUUUCGUUAAUUUUAUCGAUUUUCUGCAAGUGAAUUGAAUUGUUUUUAAGGUAAGGUUUUUAUAAAAUAAAAACGAUGUUUUAUAAUCUUGCUUUUUGUAUUUUUAUUUUAUCGAAAUAAAAUAUCUCAUUUUACCAUUCUCCAGACAUUUUGAGAUAAUAUCAAAAUUUACUAUUAUUUUGACAUUAAAGACGAAUAACUAAACCUACCAUUAUUUUGAUCUGCGUAUUAAGAACUGAUUUUCUAAUUUCUGUGUUAUCAAUAUCUCAACAACAACAAAUUUAGUUAUUCUCGUUUUGAGGCGUUUUUUGUUAUUAUUUUGUUAUUACAAUGGCAAAAUAAGUUAUUCUUUAGUUUUUAUGUCAUAGAAAUUGAGUUAUUAUUUUUGUUAUUUUAACUCUUAUUUCAAACAAACUAAUAACAAAUUUUGCCAUUCAAACAUUCUAUUUUAAUGGUAAAAUUUGCCGUUCAUUUACCAUUUCGCUCUACCCGGGAUGCUAGAUUCGCUAUUCAGCGUACUUCCAUAACUGACUCCCACGAUCAUCGGAGGAGAUUGUAACGCCUCUAAGGCCGAAUGGGGUAGCAGUUUGACUAACAUUAGAGGUUGGAUUCUGCUCGAUAUGACCUGGCUGAACGUUGAUGUUGUGAACGCAGGCAGUAAAAAUACCUUCUGUAGAAAUGGUGCAGAGUUCAUCAUAGAUGUGAUAUUUUGAAGUCCGGGCCCAUGCUAUAACUCAAACUGGAUGUUCUAUGGAUACACACACAGUGAUCAUCUAGCCAGCGUUGAAUAAGAAGCAAGCCGACUACAGCCGAUGGUCAUUGAUAGCCAUCGUGGGUGGCUGACCUCGCGCCGCGACAAGCCGGUAUUUUUUGAAGGUAAAUACCGACUACCUGUCUAACAACAAUCUAGUCGGAACCCUAAAGCGCGUCUUAGUGACGAAAAUAGGUACUGGUAGUGCACAGAAAUCGGA
Molecule: messenger RNA, 1977 nt
Organism: Aedes albopictus (Asian tiger mosquito)
Lineage: Eukaryota; Metazoa; Arthropoda; Insecta; Diptera; Culicidae
Exons: 2
Coding region: 118-924 (268 amino acids)
Source: RefSeq, a predicted model, not a curated record